UUUUAUAAAAGUGGAUUAAAUGUCCAGUUUUAUACGCAACCGAUUAUUUUUGAAUUGGAUACCCAAGUUCCCAAAAUUCUCGGUGUAAUUUGAAACUUUUAUUCCAUUACUCAUCGUCACCAUUUUCCCUCCUUUCCACAUUUUCCCUCCUUUGCUUUCGCCCAAUUUAAGGACUCAAACCUUUUCAUCUUCCUCCUCGAUUCUCUUCCAUACUUUCUUAACACUUCGGCUUCUUCUUCUUUUAACUCUUUCAUUUCUAUUUCAUUAUAGCAGCCAGAAAAAACUGCAAUGAGUGCAGUCAAUAUCACAAACGUUUCCAUUUUGGAUAAUCCAGCUGCCUUUCUCAACCCAUUUCAAUUUGAAAUUUCCUAUGAGUGCCUGGUUCCUCUUAAAGAUGAUUUAGAAUGGAAACUGAUCUAUGUUGGGUCAGCAGAAGAUGAGACAUAUGACCAGCAAUUGGAAAGUGUACUUGUAGGGCCUGUCAAUGUGGGCAACUAUCGCUUUGUUCUCCAGGCUGACCCUCCCGAUCCUUCAAAAAUCCGUGAAGAGGAUAUAAUUGGAGUCACCGUUUUACUGUUGACAUGUUCGUACAUCGGACAGGAAUUUAUUAGAGUUGGAUAUUAUGUGAACAACGAUUAUGAAGAUGAACAGUUGAAAGAAGAACCGCCUCAGAAAGUUUUGAUUGAUAAAGUUCAGAGGAAUAUUUUGGCUGAUAAACCUAGAGUGACGAAAUUUCCCAUCAAUUUUCAACCAGAGAACGAGUCCACCGAGCAGCCUGCAUCAACACUUGAGCAUCCUUCUGAGAAUAAUGAACAAGAACAAGCACCACCACCACCGUCACCAUCUCUAGAUACAAAGUCUGAAUAGCUUUUCGCUGAAACUAAAGUAUGUAGUUGCUUCCGGCUACAACAUUAUUCAAUGUUUUUGACACCGUUUACUAGAGCCAUUGUCUGAAACACCAUAGAUUUCGGCAAAUUCAAGUGUUGUUUGAACUGAAAUGAUCAAAUGUACUAUACGCUACUUUUGAAUUAGCAGUACUGAUUCACAUAGCUUUACUUUUUAGUAUCUUGUGUUUCUUACUGCGACCAUCUCCUGUUAUUGUGAGCUUAUCGUUAUUCCCCUCAUUUUUGCUGUGUGUUACGUUCAAGAAGGGUGAUGAAAAUGUUGGUUUCGGUUUCUAAGAGACUGUUAUUGAAUGUGAACCUCUCCCGAUAAACAUGAUGCGCGGUCUCUCAGUUUGUUUCAAAGUACUAAGGUGAUGAAAACACUGCUUCAGCAACAGAUUGCAUUACAUUUACCAUAAAACAAUUAGAUUUAACGUGUUGGAUUUAGAAAC
Molecule: messenger RNA, 1336 nt
Organism: Amaranthus tricolor (Joseph's coat)
Lineage: Eukaryota; Viridiplantae; Streptophyta; Magnoliopsida; Caryophyllales; Amaranthaceae
Product: probable histone chaperone ASF1A
Exons: 4
Coding region: 289-867 (192 amino acids)
Biological process (GO): DNA replication-dependent chromatin assembly
Cellular component (GO): nucleus
Molecular function (GO): histone binding
Source: RefSeq, a predicted model, not a curated record